UAUUCAAACAGAGAAUCUCCUCACUGUCACUCAGCUGAAUUCACAUCUCCUGCCAACAUGUCCUACAGCUGCUGCUCUAGAAACUUCUCCUCCAGCUCCUUUGGGGGUUACCUGCGCUCCCCAAGCUCCUCCUGUGGCUCUUCCCGCCCCAGCAACCUGGUCUACCGCACUAACCCCUGCUCUCCUAGCACCUGCCAGCUGAGCUCCACCCCCUCCAGUGGCUGUCAGGAGACCUGCUGUGAGCCCACCAGCUGCCAGACAUCCUGUGUGGUGGCCAGACCUUGCCAGACGUCCUGCGACCGCCCAAGGACCUCCACGCUCUGCAGUCCCUGCCAGACGACUUGCUCUGGGUCUGUGGACAUUGGGUCCAGCAGCUGCCGUUCCCUGGGCUAUGGAUCCAGAAGUGGCUACUCGCUGGGUUGUAGAUCCCAGGGCUUCAGAUCACUGGGAGUCUGUGGUUUCCCUUCUCUGGGCUGUGGAUCCAGAUUCUGGCACCCAACCUACUUGGCUUCUAGGAGCUGCCAGUCUUCUUGUUACAGACCAACUUGUGGAUCUGGCUUCUUUUGAUCACCUUAUUAAAAUUUAAUCUUGAUGUCCAUUCUCACCAAUGCCUCUACUUAUAACCUUAUUAUCUCCAUAACCUACAGGAAGAAUUAUCUUCUUAUUCUUAAAUUAUCAAAUCCUCACCUUGUCUCUGGCCCCAAAUACUGGCUGACAGACUUUAUUUGAAAAAUUCUAUAACUAAUGUACGAUCUGAAAAUAAAAUCUAAAGUCUGCAUUCUUCCCAAAUUGUAUGAAAAACCAAAUCAUUAU
Ailuropoda melanoleuca (giant panda) is the source of this 813-nucleotide messenger RNA. RefSeq names its product keratin-associated protein 13-1. The transcript has a single exon. NCBI's taxonomy places the organism in Eukaryota, Metazoa, Chordata, Mammalia, Carnivora, Ursidae. The coding region runs from base 58 to 567 and encodes 169 amino acids. The record is from RefSeq and is a predicted model, not a curated record.